UUACAGUUGAAUAGUUUAAAUUUAGGUGCGCCUAUGGCAUCAUUUAUAAUAAAACCAGUUGACUUUUAAAAUCGAAACCAUACAUUCUUCGACUUCGGAGCUGAGUCUCAACAAAAUCAUCAUAAUGAAUUCGAUAACAAGACAGAUUGCAAGAAAUGUGAACAAAUUUAGUAGAAGAAAUGCGAGUGUUACAACAGUACACCGUCAACAAACUCAAGUUGAAGAAGCAAACAGCGUCAGUAGUAGACUUCCCUUAACUCAUUUGAGUGAAGAUGAAAUUAUUAUGAAAGAAACAGUUUCUCGAUUAGCUCAAGAACAAAUAGCUCCGUACGUGAGGGAAAUGGAAAAUGAAGGAAAGAUCAAAGAUUCAGUUUUGAAAAUGUGUUUCGAUAGCGGGCUUAUGGGAAUCGAAAUAAAUUCCGAUUAUGGAGGAGCUGGAUGUAAUUUCAUGACAGCAAUAAUAACCGUAGAAGAAUUAUCAAAAGUAGACCCUGCCGUUGCUGCUUUAGUAGAUAUCCACAAUACUCUAGUUAACACCGUAUUCAAUAAAUGGGGUAAUCAAGAACAGAAGGAAAAGUAUUUACCAAGAUUAGCUACAGACACGGUUGCAAGUUUCGCUCUAUCAGAACCAUCAUCCGGGUCAGAUGCAUUCGCUUUGAAGACCACCGCCAAGAAAGACGGCUCCGAUUACAUUCUUAAUGGAUCUAAAAUGUGGAUAUCAAAUUCUGACGUCGCUGGAGUUUUUUUAAUCAUGGCUAACGCUAAUCCAUCUGCUGGUUAUAAAGGAAUCACUUGCUUCAUCGUAGAACGUGAUACUCCAGGAUUCAGUGUUGCCAAACCUGAAAAGAAACUCGGUAUUUCAGCAUCUGGAACAUGUAUGUUAAACCUUGACAAUGUAAGAGUACCCGAAUCUGCUAUACUGGGCGAGUUUGGGAAAGGGUAUAAAAUAGCGGCAUCAAUUUUGAAUGAAGGAAGGAUAGGCAUAGCGGCGCAAAUGGUUGGAUUAGCUCAGGGUUGUUUGGAUCACACUAUACCGUAUACUUUGGAAAGACAACAGUUUGGUAAACCGAUAUUUAAUUUCCAGGGUAUGCAAUACCAAAUAGCAGAAGUGGCAACAGAAAUCGAAGGUGCCAGACUCUUGACUUACAACGCCGCUCGUAUGGUGGAAGCUAAAGUACCUUUCAUGAAAGAAGCAGCUAUGGCUAAAUUCUAUGCGGCUGAUAUCGCACAAAAAGCUACCAUAAGAUGCAUUGAUUGGAUGGGUGGAGUAGGUUUCACUAAAGAUUUUAUACAAGAAAAAUACUACAGGGACGUCAAAAUUGGUAGUAUAUACGAAGGAACUGCUAAUAUGCAGUUAAGCACUAUCGCCAAGUGUAUAGAAAAGGAAUAUAAAAAAUAAUAUUCGAAAUCAUAAUUUAGACUUGUAUCGAGUCGUUUUUUAAAUGAGAUUUCAUCUUCUAUAAUUAGGUCUUUGAUAAUUUAAUUUUAAUUUGUAUCAAAUGUUUUGAAAAGAUCAUUAUUUAAAAAUUUGAAUGUUUAAAGCUGUUAAAUGUCCAAAUAACUUGUUGUUGAAAGUAUCAAUAUCAAAAUAGACGCUAAUUUAAUAAAAAAAUUGAUUAUUCUGUAAGUAACUUUUGAUGUAUUUUUGAAAAACUGUGUAAGUAUUAAGAAAAUAUUAUGAAUUGUUUUAAAAACGUUUCUUUUAGAAUUUACAUUGCAAAAUUUAAUUGUGAUAUUAAUUAUUGAAACUGUACUGUAACGUAAACUGAUGUCAACUGUACAAUUAUCUUUCAGAUUCCUGAAAUACCUUGUACACACUUUGUACUUUUAGAUUUGGGUACAUUUAAUAAAUUUUUUACUUUUA
Messenger RNA from Diorhabda carinulata, 1864 nucleotides. Its product is annotated as short/branched chain specific acyl-CoA dehydrogenase, mitochondrial. Lineage: Eukaryota; Metazoa; Arthropoda; Insecta; Coleoptera; Chrysomelidae. The transcript is spliced from 7 exons. Gene Ontology annotation, molecular function: flavin adenine dinucleotide binding; acyl-CoA dehydrogenase activity. The coding region runs from base 125 to 1399 and encodes 424 amino acids. The record is from RefSeq and is a predicted model, not a curated record. Gene Ontology annotation, cellular component: mitochondrion.